AUGCAACAAUUAAACAAAACUUUCUCUAUUAUACUUAUUGAUCCUAGUGGUCAUAGUUAUAUAGAGAGUAUACAAUCUACACAAGAAAAAGAUCAAGAAAAUAUACUUAUUAAUAGCAACAGCAGCAACAGCAGCAGCAGCAGCAACAGCAACAGCAGCAGCAGCAGCAGCAGCAGCAGGAAGGAGAGCAGCAACAAUAAUAAUGGUGAUAAAGAAGGAGGAGUUAACAGAGAAGAUGAAGAAAAAGGAGGAGAACAGCAAGAACAACAACAGCAACAGCAACAGCAACAGCAGCAGGGAGAAGAAGAGCAGCAGCAGCAGCAGCAGCAGCAGCAGCAGCAGCAGCAGCAGCAGCAGCAAGAAUAUAAAUUAGAUAUAAAUUUAACAAUAAAAUAUUUUAAGAGAACAAAAGAACAAUUGCAUGCAAUGGGAUACUAUGAGGUACAAGAAGGAGAAGAAGAAGAGGAGACACCAGACACAGCAGCAGCAGCAGCAGGAGAAGCAGCAGCAGCAGGAGCACCACCAGGGGAAUCAGCAUCAUCAGGAGAAUCAGGAGAAUCAGCAUCAGGAGACACACAAGCAGCAGGAGCAGCAGGAGCAGCAGGAGCAGCAGGAGCAGCAGGAGCAGCAGCAGGAGCAGCAGCAGGAGCAGCAGGAGGAGAGGAGGAGGACUGCUCCUCCUCCUUAUUAAGAGAAGAGGCAUUAUUAUUACCUGUAGAAUGUCCACACUGUGGGUUCCGUGAAUGUUUAUUAUUUGCAUUUAGUUGCUCAAUUUGUGGCGCAAAGAACUCAGAGAUAAAAACUGCAGGUGCUUAUGGACAAACAGGAAGGAGAUGGAUACUUACUGUAGAAGGAGAAGAAGAUCUAAAUAGGGAUGUAUUAAAAGGAGACACUUCUACUAUAAUUAUUCCUUCCCUUGAUUUCUCUAUGGAGGGAGGAGCACAAGCAGGUACAUUAACAACAAUAGAGGGACUAAUUAAAUCCCUAAGGGAGGGACUAGCAGAAAGUGUCCCCUUUGCUGUUGGGGAUUCAGCAGCAGCAGCAUCAAGAGAGAGAAUGGGGUGUAUAGGCACCUAUCUACAACGCAUGCAAGAAGGAGACACUUCUUUAUUACCUUUUAUUAUUAUUAUUGAUGACCCUGCAGAUAUGUCAUUUAUUUCCUUAAGAAAAAAAGAAGAAAAAGAAGAAAAAAAAGAAGAAAAAAAAGAAGAAAAAAAAGAAGAAAAAAAAGAAGAAAAAAAAGAAGAAAAUACAGAUAGAUCUACACAUAUAGAUGGAUCUGCAGCAGCAGCUCUUGCUGCUGCUGCUGCUGCUGCAGCAGCAGCAGCAGAAGCAACAAUAACAGAGGAGGAGCUCAGCAGCAAAUUAGCAGCAGCAGCAGCAGGAGAUAUUCUUUGGCGUUCUUCUCUUGAUGAUUCAUUAACAGUAGAGGUAUACAAAAGAACAAGAGACCAAGACGAUGCUUUGGGGCUUUUAGACAUGAAGGUCUAA
Molecule: messenger RNA, 1491 nt
Organism: Eimeria maxima
Lineage: Eukaryota; Apicomplexa; Conoidasida; Eucoccidiorida; Eimeriidae
Product: zinc-finger protein ZPR1, putative
Exons: 6
Coding region: 1-1491 (496 amino acids)
Cellular component (GO): nucleus; cytoplasm
Molecular function (GO): zinc ion binding
Source: RefSeq, a predicted model, not a curated record